Desarmillaria tabescens is the source of this 1589-nucleotide messenger RNA. RefSeq lists its product as uncharacterized. Lineage: Eukaryota; Fungi; Basidiomycota; Agaricomycetes; Agaricales; Physalacriaceae. The record is from RefSeq and is a predicted model, not a curated record. The transcript has 9 exons. The coding region runs from base 1 to 1389 and encodes 462 amino acids.
AUGGAAUUUCUGCUGCCCCCAGCCAUGCUGCCACCAGAGCAGCAGCCAUAUGUUUUCCCUCAUCAUGUGGAUGGAGAUUGGCUUGAUGAAAAUGGCAACUUUCAAACAGAGGAAAUCAACCUGUCUCCAAAACACAUGAACCCUUGUCUUCUCACUCCGAUGUGUAUUCAUCAUAAGGGGGUGAGGGUGAGGGAUGGCAGUGUCAUGAAGAGAAAGUUGACACGUCGAGCACAACGCAUCUAUGAUGCUGAGGAUGUUGUGGCCCAGAUAUUGGAAGAAGAAGAAUGUGAGCAGAAUCUCCGCCAUACCCAUCUUCCAGAGCUGAGGGUCAACAGGAUCCACAACCAUGGUGCGCAACAACCUAUGGAUCCUUUUGUAAACCCAGAUUUUGUCCAGUGUGUUACCUCUAUUGUCGAGGAGCAGUUGGCUGCUCAUCAAAACUCCUUCAUUGGGUCCUUUUCCCUGUCUUCAACCUUAUCAUCCAAAAUUCCCCAUCCCUCUAUGGAUUUUGACAUGACUGCUAUGGGGCUCACCGCAAAUUCUACUGAAGUCUUCUCUGGUGAUGCAGGCCUACCAGAUUCACUGACCCUACCAUCCUUUGAGCCUACAUGGAUGACUUCACCAUUCGUGCUGCUCUGUCCACCAGCUCAGACAAUGCAAACACCGACAUCUGAACUCGAUGAGAAUGCUCUGGUAUCAUCUGAUGGUACUGCCCAUAACCCAAUCCAGUGCUUGUUGGUCUUUGCUGAUGGUGAGACCUUAGCCAUUCAUCAAGGCGAUGUUCCACCGACCAAACCUUUCUGCUAUGCAUCAAAUUUCCCAAAUCUCAUUCGGAGCUGGGACAAUCAUAGUCCAGACUGGGUCCCAUCUGCUGAUUACCCAAUCAUCAUCCAUGGUCACCCGAUUCCAAUCAAGUACUGGAAAGAUCUCUACAAGCGCAACAAGAAGACUGGGAAUGAAUGGGAAAAACUUAAAAAUGACUGGUUGUAUUGGAAAGCAUAUGAGAUGCCUGAAGCCUUCUGGGCUGAGUUUUCUGACUAUCAAGGACAGAGGCUGAAAUAUUCUCCAAUCAAAAAGAUUCUUUUGGAUCGACGAAAGGAUGUGGAUUUCAAAUUAGCCAAAAAAGUGAGGAAGGAGUAUGGUGACGAUUUUAUCAAUCACUUCGGGUAUAAAAAAAAAAGCCUAAACUUCCGUGGCAACGGCAAAAACCAAAACUCUAGAGGAGUUCACGGCAAAUGUCAGCGAAGUAGUACCCUUAACGAUCGAGUACUAGAAAACGUUGGCUUAAAAGCCAUGGGUGAUGUUGAUGGAAUUAGAGAAAAUGCUGUCAAAGAGCAAUACCGUUGGCAAGAUAACAAAUACCGUGAUGGCAAGAGACGAAGACUGUAGUCGAGAAAUGAGAAACUGGUGGUAAAACGAAGAUAAGACGGACUGGUGAUGAUAUGAGGGGGAACUAGUGACGGCAAAACGAUGGCUGGGACUGGGCUGGACUGAAACUGAAACUAUACUGAGGUUAACGAUGGCAAAACAAAACUGAUACUAAUCCUGAGUCUACAUGGAGACUAUCCUAUACUGAAACUGAUGGCAAG